CUAUGGUGUGUGGUGGCCGAUAAUAAUAGUGACAAUUUUGAAAUAUUUUCUAUUGCGUAUGAAAUAAACUGCAACCGCUACAGAAGCGUAGACGUACUCUGAUUCAUCACUGAAGAAAAAUGGCAUCCAUCAUCGCCGGCACCCCUACAACAUCGAUCUCUCGCACAGGUCUUGUACUCAAGCGACCUUUUGGGGUCUCAUCCUCCACCGUUCUUGGAUUGCCAGCAAUGGGUAGUAGGGCAGGGAAAGUGAGAUGCUCGAUGGAGGAAAAACCAUCCUUGCAGGAAAGCAGUUCAAAGGUGGGAAUGGGAACAUCCUUGCUAGCAGCUGCAUUCGCCGCAACCAUGUCAAGCCCAGCCAUGGCUUUGGUGGAUGAGAGACUUAGCACUGAAGGGACAGGGCUUCCCUUUGGGCUUAGCAACAACCUUCUUGGUUGGAUCCUGUUGGGUGUCUUUGCUCUUAUAUGGGCUCUCUUCUUUGUCUACACUUCCACUCUUGAAGAGGAUGAAGAGUCUGGAAUGUCCCUCUAAACACCGACUCAUUAUGCAUCGUAUAAAUUCCAAACACUCAUCUCCUCCUCUGUUGUAUUAAAAUUCUACUUGUGUAUUCAUCUUCAAUCUUCUCAAGUUAUUGAUUUCUC
Molecule: messenger RNA, 640 nt
Organism: Vigna umbellata (rice bean)
Lineage: Eukaryota; Viridiplantae; Streptophyta; Magnoliopsida; Fabales; Fabaceae
Gene: PSBW
Product: photosystem II reaction center W
Biological process (GO): photosynthesis; photosystem II stabilization
Cellular component (GO): chloroplast thylakoid membrane; photosystem II; chloroplast
Source: RefSeq, a predicted model, not a curated record